AGCAUCCCUGGGGAAAACCAGCAGCCAGCGCCUGUGACGGUAUUUAUAUGGCACAAGCUAAACCCAGGUGACCAGAGGCCUCUUUAGGAGCUGGGAUCACUCCAGCUUCUGGCACAGACAAGGGAAGCUCAGAGACUGAAAGCCACUCCUACGUUCCUGACACCAUCGCACCAGCCAUGGCGAGAUCUGGUGUCUUCAUCCCUCUGCUUCUCCUCUUCCUUCUCCCUCAAGUCUCUCCUGACUGCUACACGGGCACAGCUGAGGAGUGCGAGGAGACCAUGACCUUCGUGCCCGCGCACAGCUUGGUGGGGGAGGGCAUCGACGUGACCACUCUGGAGUGGACAGGGGCCAAUCUGGUGGACACCAGCCUGUGGCGCCGCCCAAAUGGCACCUGCACCCUCUGCGAGAACCGGCUGCACGGACGGCAGAAGCAGAAGCUGCCGCUGGCCGUGGUGGACUGGAAGGUCCAAAUCUCAUGCAACCGGGAGUUCAGCAGUUCAGUGGAAGAGUCAGCCGCGGCUGUGGGCCGGGCACUGGCGCUGGAUGUGAACAACGACUGGAUGUCUGAGCUGGAGCUGCUAGAGGAUUCCCAGGGCCCGGCCUUGGGGGGGUCCAAAUCCCAGCUCACCAGCUACGCUUACCAGAAGGAGCUGCAGGACAAGUACAUGUUCGUCCGCCAAGAGGUGCCGUGUGUGUAUUACAGGUUGAGACUCACUCAACACCCCACACUGACGCCCCAGUUCUCCCAGGCCCUGAGCAGCCUCCCAUCCAGCUACGACUCAGCGAUAUACCGGCCCUUCCUGGCCACGUACGGUACCCACUACGUGAGGCAGGCAGACCUGGGGGGAUACGUGCGGCAGCUGACGGCUGUUCAGACCUGCCGGGCAGCGCUGGACGGGCUGACAGCCGCCGAAGUCAAGGUGCACCUGGACUCACAGUUCUUGCAAGACCUGGGCCUGAGCAAGAAGGGCAGCGAGGGCAGUGGGAGCUCCCAGAUGCCCUACGUGGAGAAGCGCCUGAAGGUGACGGGUGGCCACAGCUACUCCAAGCAGCUCUUCUCCACCAAGCAAGAUGCCAACUCCUUCUCGACCUGGAUGGAGAGCCUGAAAGCCAGCCCCGACCUGGUCUCCUACUCCCUGAUGCCCAUCCACACCUUGGUGAGACCGGGCGACCGCAGGCGGGAGGCGCUGAAGCAGGCAGUGAAGGAGUAUGUGGCUGAGCGGGGACACAAGAAGAGUUGCCCUCGUAGCUGCCCACAAGGGAGUCAGAUCGACUCCGAGGACCCCUGCAAAUGCUACUGCCCCGGCAACCCCCUCACCGACUCCAUGUGCUGCUCACUUAAGUGGGGCACGGCCCGGCUGAAGGUCCAUGUGCUGCAGGGGACAGACCUGUGGGGAGACACCGUGACCGAAACCGACGCCUUCGUCUCGGUGUUCUUCCAAGGGCAGAGCAUGGAGACGGACGUCAUUCGUGAGAACAACAACCCCAUAUGGUCACAAGACCUGGACUUCGGGCCGGUGACGCUGCCGCUGAAGCCCGACUUGAAAAUCGAGGUAUUGGACAAGGACACAUGGAGGAAGCAAAGCCUAGGCGUCUGCAACACCUACCUUGAGGUCGGCAGGAGCGAGACACUCACCUGCAGCCUUAAACACGGCCAAGUAUCGUAUUCGUACACGCUGGAGUGUGGGCCCAACCUGGGAGGCAACAACUGCCAUGAGUACGUGCCUGUGAGAGGCUAAUGGGCUAAAACCCAGGAGUCCUGGCUCCCAGCCCCCUGCGCUAACCCACUAGCCCCCACUUCCCUCCCAGAGCUGGGGAUAGAACCCAGGAGUCCUGGCUCCCAGCCCCCUGUGCUAACCCACUAGCCCCCACUCCCUUUCCUGAGCAUUAGCAAGUCUCCCAAGAGAAUAAAGCGGCUACACCUUUCCAAACUAACCCUGCCCAUCUCAGAGAGUGCAGGGGUGGGUUUAGACAAAUCCCUUUGUUGUUUUUAGUUGGUCUAGUUUUGCUGCUUCCAACCAGAAGUUGCACAUUGAAACCAUGAAACUAAUAAAUGUCUGUGUACUCUUGAA
This is a messenger RNA of Mauremys mutica (yellowpond turtle), 2072 nucleotides long. Its product is annotated as perforin-1-like. Lineage: Eukaryota; Metazoa; Chordata; Testudines; Geoemydidae. Gene Ontology annotation, cellular component: membrane attack complex. The transcript has 3 exons. Bases 177 to 1739 code for a protein of 520 amino acids. The record is from RefSeq and is a predicted model, not a curated record. Gene Ontology annotation, biological process: immune response.